GCACCGGGCGCUGGCUUACGCGCCGUUGUGCGCCGCAUUCGUCGUUUGCCAGCGCGCGAGCCGUCGCCGCGGCCUCGAGGCGCACCUCUGCACCGAGGGGGCAGCCUUUCCUCGGCGCACGACGCAGUAAACACCAAUAAGAGCAGGCAGCCCAUUGGUAGGGCAAGAUGUUUAAGCGUAUGGUCACGAUGCGCAAGGCGCUCCACAAGCGAGAAGAAGAUACUACUCCGAGAGGAGUGGAAGCCGAUGAGCUCGUCGAAGAGCUCGGCAAGGAGCGCAGCAAGACGCAGCGCGCCAGAAAGUCCCGCGACACGGCCCUAGAAGGCUCGCGUAGAUACGAACAGCUCGACCGAAGGCGCGUCGCGGACCUGAAGACGUCGCAAGAAUCAUUUAGUCAGCGGGAGAAUUCACUGAGAGAUGAUUGUGAUCGAUUGGUCCAUCAAAGAGACCAAUUACGAGACCAAUUAAUCGAUGAGGAGGACGCGCAGCGCAAGUUGCGGAGGGAGAUCAAGCAGUUGCGCGAUGCGUUGCAGCGGGAACAGAACAAGUCCGUGGUCUAUCGGGACGAGGCCAAGGCUGCCGAGGCGCGAGCUGUCGCCGCGCAAGAGGAGAGUGAGAAGAAACUAAUAGAGCUGAGCGUGGAGCAGGACAAAGCGGAACGUAAAGCGAGGGACGCGGAGCAGGCCCUGGCCGAGCGCGACGCGCUGAUCAGUGAGCGGGAUUCAUUGAAGAAUACAAUAGCCAAUAAUAAUGCAGAGUUAGUGGAGUGUCGCGAACGCACGCAGAAAGCGGAGGAGGAGCUCGCUUCCAGAAAAGCGAACCAGGACUCGUUGGAGGAAGCGGCGCGGAGUGCUGCUGUUCGCAUCGAAGAGGCCAAUCAACAGAGGGACGACGCCGUCCGAGCGGCCCAGUCGGCCUGCGACGCCGAAGUUAGUCUAGCGAAACGCGGCGAGACGGCCAUGCGCUUUAAAUUAGAUGCGUCCUCGGCAAAACAAGCGUCCUUGCAGAGCGAAAAGGACAAGGCCAAAGCUUCUGAAGCACAUGCCGAGCACCGAGCCAGCAUCGCGGAGAUGAGCGCCAACGACGCCGCGGCGGCGGGAUCAUUGCGGGAGUUGGCCGCCAAAUUGUUGGACGAUCAGGAAGAUCCUUCCAUAGGCGCCGCGCGGAUGUUGGAUCGGGUCUGGGACCUCGUCGACGAGUUGCUGGCGUUUGCGGGCUUCGGGGCCGCCCAAGAUGCAUUAAGGGCGGAGCGACUAUGUCCGGGUCGACAGCCUCCCCCGGUGGCUGCGUUCUUGGGUGCGGGGGAGGCGCAAAAGUACGCCAAUACAGCCGCCGACUCGCUCAUCGAGUGCCUGCGCGGGGAACGCCGGGCGACCUUUGAAAAAAGAUGGUUGCGGCAUGUACCUAUACGCGCACAGCAUCAGCAAGCGUUGGCGCGGCUACGCGUCACCUGUGCCGCUCUAUUUGCUCUAGGGUCGUGUCGGAAACGACGCCGAGCACAUGAUCAAUCUGAUGCCCCUUCAGGAGCGGAAGAACGAGCAUCCUAUGCGGCUCUGAAGGACGCCCUGUUGGCGGUGAACAAGGACAAUACUUACAACGUAUUGUCACAACUAAAGAAGCCGUGGAGUCAUGCUACUUUCUCACCUCUAUUCGAAGAGGGCGACGACCAGUGGCUCCUACUCAAGGAGAAGACCUGCGACGAGUUACGGGAUGUGUUCGUGAAGGAAUUGCCGCGCGUCGCGCCGCCGAAAUUACUUGUAUUAUUUCGCGCGUACGAGACUUGGCAGACUGGACUUGUUAAUGCUACAUUGCAUGCGAGACAGGAGAAGGCCCACGUCUCAAAGGCGGCGUUGGAGUUGUUGGUCGUGUGUGCUUGGUUGGUCCACGACGUCGAGCAAGCUAGAGGGGUUGCCACGGCAGACGAUGAUGAUAAUGAUUGUGGAGACGAGACGCUAAAGGAUGGCAACUUCGUCGAGGGGCGGCCGGCUCGCGUUCUGUUGAGAGUGAAGACAAGGUUAAAUGACAUCCAGAAGGCGCUGCGGGAGCACGGCGCUUUUUCUGAUGUGGAGACGAAUGUACCCGACGUCGAUUCCAAAGGUGCUAAAAAAGCUCUGGCGUUGUGGCUCCCGCCGCCUCUCGAUGGACCUAAACUAAGAGCGAGUGUGGACACGCCUGAAGUCUUAGCUGCUUUGUGUGGUCGCAUGCCGGACGCCGACGCGGGAGAUCUGCGGACGGCGGCCACGCUCCAAGUCCUGAUACGGGAAGAUAUUUUAGGUGUGAUGAAUGGCAAGCUCGUAGCAAGACUAUCGUCAUUAGAUGUUUGUGGAAGACUCAUAACGUGUCUCACUGCGCGCAUCGCGGCCCAUGCAGAAGGCCGCCAGUACCUGCUCCUGGGCGUCGCGAGUGAGGCCAAGCCCUUCGUCCCGUACGAGUGCGAAGAUAGUGAAGAGGAGGAGGAGAUGGAGGAGUGCGCGGAGAUCAUCCAGGCGGCCUGGAGACAGAAGCAACAAGCUCGAAAAGCAGCAAAGGCGUUUGGCGCUAGGUUCUUCGAGGACUCCGAGGAGGAGGAGCAGGACGAGGCGGUGCGGGAGAUCCAGGCGGCGUGGCGGAAGAGGCAUCCCAAGAGGACCGCCCCGAAGAAGGCCAGCCCGAAGAAGGCUGCCGCCAAGUUUGAUGGAGAUCUCGUCGACGCGCUACUUUCAUUAAUUAUGAAGGAGGCGACGAGUGCGCAGACGGCCUACGCCGCCGUCGCGCUGCAGAGGUUGACAUUAGAGGACGCCAUUGCGAAGCGCGUCGCUGGUGAAGCAGGAAAGUUGAUCGAGCGGGUCCGAUCUGUGGACGGCGUCGUCGCGGCGGCUUUGUCCGCAUCUCUGGUGAAUUCGCUGGCGGACCACGCUUCGGAAGUGAAUGAGCCGAUCCAGGCGAUCCACUUAUUACUAGAAGGGGUGAACAGAGCGCGCGACGUCGAGCACACGGGUGAGGCGAUUGUUGAGAGAUUACUCGGCGCGGCCUACUGCCUCGCGCAGACGCCAAGCGCGAAGGCGGCCUUUGAAAAUGAUGAGGGCUUCGAGUUGUUAAGUGAGCCGCUCGACGAGCUGCUGGGUGACGAGCGCGAGCGCAUGCGCGCCGACGCGACGAAGCGGACCUUCGCGUUCGAGGUGUCCUGCGUGUCCGACGCGUUGCGGGGCAUCGAAGUGGCGGCGCCGUCCGAGAGUCCACCACCAGCGCAAACUCCGCCACCGAUCGAAGCCGUCUUUUUGGGCGGCGACCAGCUCGAGGAGUUCGACGAGGAGGCUUGUGUCGGGGCGCCGGCGCCGGCGCCGGACUAUGAAAAGCACUUGGAAUCGAUCUAUUUGGUCGCGCGGCGCGACGAGGCGCGGGCGCCGGAUUCCGUGCGCGUGAUGGACGAGCCACCGUAAGGUUUCUAUCGUAUUCUGCCC
Messenger RNA from Pelagomonas calceolata, 3440 nucleotides. The record is from the annotation of a GenBank genome assembly. Lineage: Eukaryota; Pelagophyceae; Pelagomonadales; Pelagomonadaceae.